Messenger RNA from Cebus imitator (Panamanian white-faced capuchin), 1456 nucleotides. RefSeq names its product claudin 3 (gene CLDN3). The record is from RefSeq and is a predicted model, not a curated record. Gene Ontology annotation, biological process: bicellular tight junction assembly; cell adhesion. The coding region runs from base 406 to 1068 and encodes 220 amino acids. Gene Ontology annotation, cellular component: plasma membrane; bicellular tight junction. Gene Ontology annotation, molecular function: structural molecule activity. Lineage: Eukaryota; Metazoa; Chordata; Mammalia; Primates; Cebidae. The transcript has a single exon.
CCGCGCGGGGCCAAGUCCUUCCUCCCAGGGCGCUCGGUGAAGGUGGGAGGCGGGGGCCACGUCACUGUCCCCAGGCCCUGGAGAGCGCGGCUCCGCCCCUCCCGCCCCCGCCGGAGCGCGGGGCACUUAGCUAAGACGCACCGGCCCCAGCCCAGGACCAGCCCAGUCGCCGCCGCCCGCCCACAGAUCCACAGGCAGGUGCAGGCGCAGCUGCGGCGCGAGCGUGUGGAGCAGAGCCGUUAGCGCGCGCCGUCCGUGAGUCCGUCCCUCCGUCCGCCCGCCAGUCCGUCCGUCCGUCCGUCGGUCGGUCGGGGCGCCGCAGCUCCCGCCCAGGCCCAGCGGCCCCGGCCCCUCGACUCCCCGCACCCGGAGCCACCCGGUGGAGCGGGCUUUGCCGCGGCAGCCAUGUCCAUGGGCCUGGAGAUCACUGGCACCGCGCUGGCGGUGCUGGGCUGGCUGGGCACCAUCGUGUGCUGCGCGCUGCCCAUGUGGCGCGUAACGGCCUUCAUCGGCAGCAACAUCAUCACGUCGCAGACCAUCUGGGAGGGCCUGUGGAUGAACUGCGUGGUGCAGAGCACCGGCCAGAUGCAGUGCAAGGUGUACGACUCGCUGCUGGCGUUGCCGCAGGACCUGCAGGCGGCCCGCGCCCUCAUCGUGGUGGCCAUCCUGCUGGCCGCCUUCGGGCUGCUCGUGGCGCUGGUGGGCGCCCAGUGCACCAACUGCGUGCAGGACGACACGGCCAAGGCCAAGAUCACCAUCGUGGCGGGCGUGCUGUUCCUGCUGGCUGCCCUGCUCACCCUCGUGCCGGUGUCCUGGUCGGCCAACACCAUUAUCCGGGACUUCUACAACCCCCUGGUGCCCGAGGCGCAGAAGCGCGAGAUGGGUGCGGGCCUGUACGUGGGCUGGGCGGCCGCGGCGCUGCAGUUGCUGGGGGGCGCGCUGCUCUGCUGCUCGUGCCCCCCGCGUGAGAAGAAAUACACGCCCACCAAGGUGGUCUACUCCGGGCCCCGCUCCUCUGGCCCAGGACCCAGCAUGGGCACAGCCUACGACCGCAAGGACUACGUCUAAGGGACAGACGCAGGGAGACCUCCACCACCUCCACCGCGAGCUGGACCGUGCGUCAGGCUGCCCAGCGCGCAGCUUUGCCUCGGAGGCCAGCCCACCCCCAGAUUCCAGGAAGCCCCCGCGCUGGACUGGGAGGGGUCGGCUCCAGGCCCCCCUACCCCGCAGCCAUCCCUUUGCGGGCCGGGGAGUUGACUUCGGGGCCCAGGGACCAAGCCCCAUGGACUGUGAAACCUCACUCCUCUGGAGCACGGGGCUGGGGUGCCCGCCGAUACCUGUCCGCCCCGUCGAGCCCCAUCGGCCGCUGCCCUCAAUGCUCGCGCUGGGCAGGGACCGGCAGCUACGAAAGGGGGCACUUGAUGUUUUUCAAUAAAAGCCUUUUCGUUUUGCACUC